Messenger RNA from Corythoichthys intestinalis (scribbled pipefish), 1155 nucleotides. Its product is annotated as RING-HC_RNF170 domain-containing protein. Lineage: Eukaryota; Metazoa; Chordata; Actinopteri; Syngnathiformes; Syngnathidae. Bases 304 to 1014 code for a protein of 236 amino acids. The transcript is spliced from 6 exons. The record is from RefSeq and is a predicted model, not a curated record. Gene Ontology annotation, molecular function: ubiquitin protein ligase activity.
GGUGGAAUGGCGUGUUUGGUAAAUAAUUGUCUAAGUCAGCUCUAGCCUACUUUAAAGUGCACUCACUCGUGUGAACUGUGUUGGAAUUGUUUCGUUUUAUAGCUUGUGGUUGUGUUUUUACUAUUGCUACUUCGCUAACCUGACGAGCGGCGUUGAGACAAGUUCAAGGGGUGGGCACUUGUAUGGAGCCAAGCUUGGGCGGAAAACACAGUUGAUGAUUAACAGGCAGAUGUUAUAUAGGGCGCGCUAACAUGGUGGCGUCUACACUUUACUUCCUUCUCCUCAGCCUGCGUCAGCUUCACUAUGAACGCCAGUCAUAUCGCCAAAGCCAGAUGGCGCUGUCUUUCUUCUCAAGGUCCAACGGGUCAGGGUCACCCAGGCUCAUUCCGAGGCACCGAAACACCACCACCACUGCCGCCCACUGCCAGCAUGUCGUGUCCAUUGACAAGCCAACGAGAGCGACAUUGCCCCGUGUGUCUGCAGGCAGCCAGCUUGCCCGUACAGACCAACUGUGGACAUUUAUUCUGUGCAUCAUGUUUAAUCACCUACUGGAGGCACGGCCCAUGGUUAGAUGCAGUCAACUGCCCUCUCUGUAGACAGAAGGUGAGCGUAAUGUGUCAGCUCUUUAGCGAGAGUCGACUGGACCGUCAGUCCAAAGAUGUAGCGGGCCAAAUCAGCGACUACAACAAACGCUAUUCGGGUGCGCCCAGACGGAUACGAGACUACCUGUCAGACGCGCCCCUCCUUCUUCAGCUGGCGAUCCGUGGCUUGGGUACCCUAGGCGGUCUGGUUUGGCUGUUCUUCCUGAGGGUGGCGCUGUGUUGUGUGGGGACGGCAGUCUCCAUGGCCUCACCCUCAGGUUCCCCGAAAGCGCCCACGUCUCUCUGUGGCCUCUUGGGACUGCUAGACGAUCUAGUGGUUGUGGUCCUUCUCCUCCUAUGCGUCCUCAACGUCAAUCAUCAGAUGGUGCCAGAAAGAGGCCGAUCACAAACCGCACCGGUGGUGAUCACUUAGAAGAAAUUGUACAUGUUAGCAUCAUUUACAAGGUUUCAAACUCAAAAAUGGUGUAUGAUAAUCAGCAUUCUAUUAAUUUUGACCUGACAUCUCUGUAAAUAUUUCUGCUGUUUUUAUGUAUAAAAUAAAAUAUUUAUUGGU